Branchiostoma belcheri (Belcher's lancelet) is the source of this 1250-nucleotide messenger RNA. RefSeq lists its product as uncharacterized. Lineage: Eukaryota; Metazoa; Chordata; Leptocardii; Amphioxiformes; Branchiostomatidae. The transcript is spliced from 3 exons. The record is from RefSeq and is a predicted model, not a curated record. The coding region runs from base 206 to 508 and encodes 100 amino acids.
GCCGCUUGUUUGGGCAGACGGAUUCUGUCCGACCUUGGCUCAGGAAGCAAACUUUGGCGCGCCCGAAUUCCGCACAGUCUGAUGUGACGUAGGGGCUCAGGCCCUUAUCUUAUUAAAACCUUGACGCGUCCGGACACUGUCGACAGCCAGGGAGUCAUUUGAGAGACUGUGGAACAGAGCAGAACUGCAAAAACAACCGGGAAAGAUGUCAGACGGCGGGAACCUUUCACCAGAGCAAAAGGCCAUCAAGGACCAGUUCCCUGUACAGGAAGGUGAGGUACAGGAGGCGAAGUCAGGACUACAGUCGGGCAGCGGCCGGGCAGGCAAGUCCAAAACAUGGCGGAUGUUGGAGGAGAUGGGAGGUGAUGCACCUUCCGUGUUUAACAAAGACAAAGCCACAGGAGAGGAGAGCGUGUGGAACAAGGGUCAGCCCAAAGCCAACAGGUACAACACCGUGCCCAUGCCGGGGGGAGGGGAGCCAACCUCGGUCUUCGGCAAACGGAAGUGACGUCAUUACGCCGGAAUUCUGCAACUGUCAUCAAUAUCAUAAAAUGUUAAGUGACAAGAAAGGAAGAAAUAGAAAAUAAACUUCUGCUGGAUGGAAUAAGUGCUGUCUGGAGUAACGAACAUUAAAGCAGUAUUCAAGCAUAUCCUGGGGUAAGAAUGGUAUUGGGGGAUCUGUAAUGAAACGGUGAGGCUUUUAACAUCCAAAAUUUGAAUCUCAGCCAGUCUGCAUUUUUCGGCAUCCUAAAAAGGACGUAACGACACAGUGUCUGUAAGGGUCUGAUUUCUAAGUGUCUGAGUGGGCGUUUCCGCCGAAACUGGUUCCAGGGUAUACUCAACACAAGUGACAACAGUCUGUGUCUACCUACUAUCUUUGAUCCUCCUACAUGCAUGCCACAGUCAGCUAUUUGUGCAGUUUAGGACAGUCACUGAGACCGACAAGUGAUUCAGAUGUACCAAGGUUUUGUGCAAGUUUUGACAAAUAAUGAGUGACCAUUUAGGCUAGGGAAUCCUGAAAUUCGGUAUAUGUACCAUGACUAUAGCUCACAUCGCUCUGAAAUUUCCAAAAGCAGAAUGAAGUAGAGUUAAAAUAUAUAUCUUCAGAAUAGAUUGGAUUAUGAUUAUAUACAUGCAUAUUGUUACAUAUUCGAGUUUCCAUUUGUUUGCGUGCUUUGAUUUGAACUGGUGAACAUAUUCAUUCCAACACUUAAAUACAUGGUUAAAUAAAACAUCUCAACUGUACGUCA